AUGGCAACCACCGUGUCCUCUCUCAACACCACCCCCAAUUCCCUAAACUCCGCCCACCAUUUUGUUUCAAUAAGAUUAACCAAUCGCAACUACCUAUUCUGGCCUACACAGAUCAUCCCCUUCCUCCGUGGUCAGGGCCUGCUGGGUUUUGUCGAUGGCGAACACACCUACCCGUCGCCGGUGCUGGAGCAGCCCACCGGCGACACUUCCGACGAGGCCGACUCCGCUGCUGUCAACCCGGCGUACAUCGCAUGGGUUCAGCAAGAUGCAUCUAUACUGUCUCUCAUCAUCUCCUCAUUAUCUGAGGAGGUUAUGUAUUUGGCAGUAGGCAAAACUACAGCACGUGACGUCAGGACGGCCAUCGAAGCUACGCUCGGUUCAUCCAUGCGAGUGAGGUGUCUCAAUCUCCUGGGGAAGUUUCAAGCCCUGCGGUAA
This is a messenger RNA of Ipomoea nil (Japanese morning glory), 435 nucleotides long. RefSeq lists its product as uncharacterized. Bases 1 to 435 code for a protein of 144 amino acids. The transcript has a single exon. The record is from RefSeq and is a predicted model, not a curated record. Lineage: Eukaryota; Viridiplantae; Streptophyta; Magnoliopsida; Solanales; Convolvulaceae.